Molecule: messenger RNA, 2681 nt
Organism: Owenia fusiformis
Lineage: Eukaryota; Metazoa; Annelida; Polychaeta; Sabellida; Oweniidae
Source: the annotation of a GenBank genome assembly
CGUAUAGAUACGACCACAGUUGCCUUGUCUUAAAUGUUCUAAAGUACUCUAUAGAGAUAUAUCGUAUAGCAUAAGUGAUUCUAAACUGAUCAUCUUCGGCCUCGCUCAAGAUAACACGAUUGGCAUUUUUUCUCAAUAAAUUAACGACUUUUUAUGAUCACUCUUCUCGAGGAAUUUUGCCGCUUUCCUCAGAAUGGGACCGAUAUUCUUCAUUUUAUUGACUUUGAUUCCAACAAUAGUGCUGUGUGAUGACGAAUGCUCCCCGGAUACGGACUGGAAGUACUACUCUGCCACAGGCAAAUGCUACUUUUUCAACACCCAAGACCAUUCUGGAGGAACUGGGCCAUGGGGGUUGACGUGGCGCGGGGCGAGGAAUUGGUGUAUGGCAAACGGAGGUGACUUGGCUUCUAUACACAGUAAAGAAGAAACAGACUUUAUUCUCAGUGUGUGGCCUCAAGACACUGACUGGUGGGAUUGGUGGAUAGGUCUCAACGAACUCGAUCUUUCAGGCGGUUACAAGUGGUCUGACGGUUCUCCUUUGGACUACGAAAAUUGGGCCAAGGGUGAACCAAAUGACUGGAAGGGUCACGAAUUGUGUUCUGAGUUGCGCUAUGCCAGAGGUCGUAUACUUAAAGGUCAAUGGAAUGAUCAGGUGUGCUCCUUUAUCCGGGGAUUCAUUUGUAAGAAGAACCCCAGAGGACGCCCUCCCCCUGCCACUCCACGCCCCAUAGAAUUACCAGGGAAUUGCCCGCCAACAUUCGUGCCCUUUGGCAACAAGUGCUACAAUUUCGUUCCUAUGAAGAAAAAGUGGAACGACGCUCAGGCUUAUUGUUAUGGGCUGGGUGCGGCCAGCUCGAAGGAGGUCAAUCUCGCAUCUAUCGCCGAUGAUGUUGAACAAGGUUACAUAACAAGUCAGCUGAUCAACAAGCCAUAUAAGUACUGGAUAGGCAUGCGCCAACUUGAGAGACCCAGCGAUAGACAGAAAGGGAAAUUCUAUUGGAUAGAUAACAGUGACGUCACUUAUACAAAUUGGAAUCGUGGAGAGCCGAACGGAGGAGCUGAUCCGAAUCUCUGCGUUCAGAUAUACAACAAUGCGUUUAGAGCUGGCGAGUGGAAUGACGAAUGGUGCACUGAUUCAGAGUUCUUCAUAUGCCAGACUUUAAAAGAUGUAAAGUACCCCCAACCACCUCAACUACCUAAUCCCUGUGGCUCCGGCAACACCGCAUACGGACCUGGAUGUUACAACCUCGUUUCCAUCCCGUCCACAUGGCAAGAUGCUCAAACUGAGUGCCGACGACAGGAAGGCUAUGACUUAGUCAGCAUAACAUCUCAGCACGAACAAGGAUUCAUAAGAGCAUUGAUGAAACAGAACGACAUGAUCUACAAUGCAAUGCCGAUGUGGACUGGACUUACUGAUAGAACUGACCCAGGUCACUACGAAUGGACAAACAAAUGGCCAGUGAUCUAUACAAACUGGGGAGAUGGUCAGCCCGUGAAGAAUUCGGGAGGGUGCGUCCUUGUGCGACCAGAUGAUGGUAGAUGGUAUGAUACUGACUGCUCCACUUUGGCCUAUGGUCUCUGUAAGAAGUCAGAUGCUAAGCCCCCAUACACACCUAAGCGCUAUGGCCAGUGCCCUCAUACUCGAGAUGGUGAUGACUGGGUGGGGUAUGAUGUGUCUUGUUACCUCUUCAGACCAAAGGAAUCUCUGAGCCACGGUGAUGCUGAAGUGGCCUGCCAAGCUUUAGAUGCAAGAUUGGUGUCAGUCCACAGUGAUGAGGAAACAAAUUUUAUAGUUUCAAGACUGGCGAAGACCAUCAGCUACACUUGCUGGGUUGGACUUAUGAAAAGUCUUUCUCGUGGCUACCAAUGGAAAGAUGGUUCUGCGGUUGAAUAUACCAACUGGGGCGAGAAUCAACCAUCUGAUGUUGACGGAACACAAGAUAAGAACUGUGUUCAGAUGUGGCUUAGCGGCAAGUGGUCUGACGUACAAUGUACCGCUUCCAGGGGAUAUAUUUGUAAACGUGACCAGAUUAACGUCAGCAAACCUCCUCAAGGGGCAGCAGCUGCGGGUAUAGCCAUAGGCGUCUCAAUUGCAGUAAUAGCACUUCUAACUGGACUAUAUUUCGUGUGGAAGAAGAAGUUCUCAGGGGGUAUAGCUAGUUAUUUUGACAAGAAGCCACAAGCCGAAGGCUUUAGCCCAAGUGACAUAGCAGUGCCUGAUAAAACAACUCUAUCCAAUGCAUAGCAAUAAUAACAAUGCAUGAUGAUGUAACAAAAUGACUGUAAUAACGCAUAGUGGUUCUCCAAGGAUGAUUGGCAGCCGUCAAAGCGAUUCAAACACGAUCCUUCCUUGACGUUCGUGAAACAGUUUGGUAAUGAACUUACUCAUAUGUUCUGGAUGACUAGCACUGCCAGGGGAUAUUGUGUAUUACUAUAAUAUGCGUUAUGUUCAUCUUCCGACAAAAUACCCUGUCUGUAGAAAAGCGAUAUCUACAAAUGAUAUUAUUACCAAAUUGUUCCGUGUCAAGCAAUUGAUGAUCAGGUUGAUUUCAUGACUGCCAAACCUCCUCGGUCAUUUCUCUUGUUAACAAAUAAUGCACGAUAUUAUUAUAUUUUACCGGAGUUCGAUUGGCAUAUGAAGUAAUUUCAAUAUACACUCACAUCAUUUCGACAAAUUUUGU